Molecule: messenger RNA, 3762 nt
Organism: Mugil cephalus (flathead mullet)
Lineage: Eukaryota; Metazoa; Chordata; Actinopteri; Mugiliformes; Mugilidae
Gene: wdr45b
Product: WD repeat domain 45B
Exons: 10
Coding region: 475-1509 (344 amino acids)
Biological process (GO): protein localization to phagophore assembly site; protein lipidation; nucleophagy
Cellular component (GO): cytosol; extrinsic component of membrane; phagophore assembly site membrane
Molecular function (GO): phosphatidylinositol-3,5-bisphosphate binding; protein binding; phosphatidylinositol-3-phosphate binding
Source: RefSeq, a predicted model, not a curated record
UGAGCUCUGUCAAUACUUUCCACAUCUUUUUGUAUUCAAAUUUCUCACAACCCAGAUUCUCAGUUCAUUUAGCAACAGUAAGACUGGCGCCAGAUGCGAGUACAAGGAGGAAAUAUGAUUUAGUCAUGUAACGUUAAAAAGUAAUCAAAUUAUUGAUUGAGGUUAGCUUAAUCGUGGCUCAUUAAAACCCUAAUUUAAUCAGUUCCUGAUUUGUUGAGAUGCGUUUAAUUCAAAGUAAAAAUAUUAAUUGACAUAAUUAAAUUACUUCGGAGUUAACUUCUCGAAUACAUUAACGAAGUCCAUUGAAAAGCCCCUUUGAUCUUGGCUGGUGACAGCUCUCCGCGGGUAGGAACCAGCCUCUGUUGUUUUCCUUGUUUCUGCCCCAGCAGACUCAGGAGGAAUGGUGGCCGGUUAGCAGCAGCUGUUGGAUUAUCUUGUUAAUAUUGUUUGGCAUUCGGUUGUUUUCUCAUAAUAAUGAAUUUACUACCCUCUAAUCCACACGGGAAUGGUCUCCUUUAUGCUGGAUUUAACCAGGAUCAUGGAUGCUUUGCCUGUGGGAUGGAAAAUGGAUUUCGUGUGUACAACACAGAUCCUCUCAAAGAGAAGGAGAAACAAGAGUUCCUGGAGGGUGGGGUUGGCCAUGUGGAGAUGCUGUUUAGGUGUAACUAUCUGGCACUAGUAGGAGGAGGGAAGAAACCCAAGUACCCAACUAAUAAAGUGAUGAUCUGGGAUGAUCUAAAGAAGAAGACGGUCAUUGAGAUUGAGUUCUCCACAGAAGUCAAAGCGGUGAAGCUUCGGCGUGACAGGAUUGUUGUAGUCCUGGACUCGAUGAUCAAAGUCUUCACCUUCACCCACAAUCCCCAUCAACUGCAUGUGUUUGAGACCUGCUACAACCCCAAAGGCCUGUGUGUGCUGUGUCCCAAUAGCAACAACUCUCUGCUGGCGUUCCCCGGGACUCAUUCGGGCCAUGUUCAAAUAGUGGACCUGGCCAACACAGAGAAGCCCCCAGUUGACAUCCCCGCUCACGAAGGGGCGCUGUGCUGCAUCGCUCUCAACCUUCAGGGCACAAGAAUAGCCACAGCAUCCGAGAAAGGGACUUUAAUUAGAAUUUUCGACACCUCUGCAGGCCAGCUCAUACAGGAGCUAAGAAGAGGCUCGCAGACAGCUAAUAUUUACUGCAUCAACUUUAACCAGGAUGCGUCCCUCAUUUGCGUGUCCAGUGACCACGGCACAGUGCACAUCUUUGCCGCAGAAGACCCCAAAAGGAACAAGCAGUCAAGCUUGGCAUCAGCCAGUUUUCUUCCCAAAUACUUCAGCUCGAAGUGGAGCUUCUCCAAGUUCCAGGUCCCCUCAGGUUCUCCCUGUGUGUGUGCCUUUGGAACGGAGCCCAACGCCGUCAUAGCCAUUUGUGCUGACGGCAGCUACUACAAGUUUCUGUUUAACCAGAAAGGGGAGUGCUCCAGAGACGUGUACGCCCAGUUCCUGGAGAUGACUGACGAGAAGAUAUGACCUUUGACCCCGCUGCAGACUUCCUAUUAAGCAAACCGUUUUGGUUUUCUCUCUUUUGUUUUGUUUUAAUUUGGAGCCGCUAGGAGAGGUCCCGAGUUGCACUUCUCCUAAUCUUGACAGACUCUGUGAAAGAGCAACAGAUCAAGGGAGGAGGGGAAAAAAAGAGAAGCUUGGACUUUGUUGCAAAGUUGGACGGACAGAAGUAUGGACAGUGAUGCAGAUUUUGACUCUGGACAGAGGGACAUGGACGCUGACUCAACUCCCAAACCAAACAACAAAAAAACAAAGGAAAGCUUUUUUUUUUUUUAAAAGGACAACUUGCCGCUUUUUAAGACGUCUUCCGGGAGUUUACAAAGGAUGGCUAUUUUUAAUCACAUAGAUGAUUCUGAUAGUUAGAUGGAUUGAAGAUAUUUUUUUUGUCAACUAACACCACCUAAUUGAACUAUAGGGAGUGCCUCUGGAGAGAAUCUGUAUGUGUGCUCAUAUAACUGUGGUCAUAUAUACAUCCACGUGUUUAUGUACACGAAUGUUAUUGAGCGUCUGCAAAGCAGGAUCAGAAGGAGGUCCCGUUGUUUGUCCACAUCCUCCACGUCUUAAAGGUUCAUAGUAACAUCUGCAGCACCGACUCAGACUCUGCAUUGUCAAACGCCUCCUUAGUAUUACUAGGUUUUCUUAUAGCCAGUGUAUAUACACAACUCGACAGACUGAACUUCUAACCAUAUAAAUCUGUACAGAAUUGUAGCAGAAAAAUUAACACGUAUUUUUGUUUCAUGCUUCCUUUUUUUUUUCUUUUUCUUUAAUACGCCGUGCAAUACUUUCUGUUUCCCAAAAACUUUUCUAUGUUAAAAGUUUGUGAAAGAAGUCGAUUGUUGUUUCUACGUAAAUGAGAACACUUAAAGAAAGUGUGUGACAUUACAUUUUCAGAAAUACAAGUCCACUGCGGGUUGGAUGGGUGAGCAGAUUGAUGCCGUUCACGUCUGUUUGGUAAAUGUAAUGUUUGCAUCUGCUUAGCGUAAAGACGGGAAAAACAAAAUAUGUCUGCCAGUUCCUCUAAUGUCGUUCUAAAGGAAAGUACGAGAGUUUUCUUGUGGCUACGAUCAUUAUGUAGCCGUGAGCAUUUUCAUUCCCAUUGUGGGUUCAACGGUUUUGUGUGUAUUAAAUACCAACAAAGUUAAAAUGUGCUAAUUAGUGAUCUUAAAUUGUGCGAUUAGCUUAAUCUCAGUAUGUGCAGACGUAGCUGUUUGCCCAGUUUAAGCUUUGUCUUACCUACAGAGAACGGCAUUGAUCUCAUCGUCAUCUAACCGUCUGCGUGGAGCUGACAGGAUAUUUCUUAGAACGCCACAGUGUUUCCUUGAAGAGUGUGAAAGUGGAGUGUUUGUUGUAUCUACUGAACAGGGAGCUUAAGAACCAAACACGGUUUACAUCUUAUCUCACAAAUUUAUAAGAUAUCAGAUUUAACCAGAUCAACUCUAAAAGGUUUUAAACUCUAAGGCUGCACUUCAUGUUCUGUGUCACUGGUCUAAAUGCGAUUUAAACAAAGUAAAUUUAAUCUUAGAUUAAAUUAAAGUUCUUCUGAAAGUUGACUGCGCCACAUGCUCUGUUAAAAUUCCCUCUACUCCCUUUGGGGACGCGUCCGUCACCCCGCUCGUUCAGCUAAUCCAAAUCAGGGACUCUGAAGUGCUACGUUGAAGCAGGAGAUCUGUUCAGUGCGGAUACACCACAGUGUUGUUGGAUUGUUUUGUUUUGUUUUGUUGCGUUUCAUUUGUCAUGUUGCUUGAUGGCUUUCCACUGAUUACUCGUUUGUUUUGUGGUGAAACGCUACAGGCGUCACGCCAAACACACACAGCGCCGAGCGCAGGAGGGACGCUGCACGAAGUGGCGGGCAAGCUUCUUCUCUGACACACCUGAGCCCCGUUUCCACUCUGGUUUGAAAGAGUCUCGGGCGAUCGGAUCACGAGUGUAAGAUCAAGACCCGCUCUGAUUCUGAGAACUGCACUUGAGAUUUUUUGUCAUACGUUGCGAAAUGCGUUGUUUAACCGAACCGUUUUUGUUUUGUUUGUUUCGAGCAUAAAGAAAGUCUGACUUUUUUUUUGUAUGUUUACUUUAAUAGUGCUGGCUUUGAUAAAUACCAAGCUGCACUUGUGCCAUCCGAUCCCCCGAGAUACUGUUCAAAUCCGAGUGUGAGCAGGAUCUCAGAAUGAUUGUAAAACCUGCACUCAAAGUUAUGAAUAAAUUUUAACAUCUGCUUUUACA